UAUGUCAUUGUGAAUUUUCUAAUCUGUGGUAGCAAACCCCAUCGAAAGAAACGAGUGUUUGGUUUCGUUUACUUUUGUGAUUUGUGUGAUUGCUUUUUUCGUAUAAUUAGUAGAAUAAUAUAAUACUAGCCACCAUGUCUUCAGUAUGUUGCGGAACUAAGAAACAAAAGCUGAAUAAUUCUUAUAGCAAUAGCAUAGAGCGACCUUUGAAUGGUUACCAAGAGUCCGUGGCUAUUCCCGAUAUGUGUUACUUUUGUUUCGAUGUUUUGUAUUGUCAGCUACAUAGUAUGGAACCUCCACAGACGCCAAAUUUCACUAAUGACGCAUACCCUCUUUUUGUGACAUGGAAGAUUGGCAAGGAACACCGGCUGAGGGGCUGUAUUGGGACCUUCAAUGCAAUGCAUUUGCAUUCAGGCUUGCGCGAGUACGCGAUAACGAGUGCGCUGAAGGACUCUCGGUUCACGCCGAUCACGCGCGAGGAGGUGCCGCGGCUCACGGUGUCCGUGUCCAUCCUGCAGCACUUCGAGGAGGCCGAGCACUACCUGGACUGGAAACUGGGCAAGCACGGCAUCCGCAUCGAGUUCAUCAGCGAGCGCGGCACCAAGCGCACCGCCACUUACUUACCUCAAGUUGCUACUGAGCAAGGUUGGGACCAAAUUCAAACGAUCGACUCGCUGCUUAGAAAGGGCGGGUACAAGGCAGCUAUAACAGCGGAGCUGAGACGCAGCAUCAAGCUGACGCGCUACCAGUCGGAGGAGGUGUCGGCCACGUACGGAGAGUACAUCACGCAGCGCUGCUAGCAGCCGCCGCGCGCGCCCGCCCAUCGGUACCCGCACCACCCGCACCACACCCACCACACCCACCACACUCACCACACUCACCACACUCACCACACUCACCACCCACACCACACACACAAUCAACACCGCAGGCACGCGCGGGGCGGCGGGCACAGUGCUUACAGAUGUUGUGUCAAUAACCUAGUAUCUAAGUGUAUGUCCAGUUUCCACGCAGCCGCCGGGCGGGAAGCGUGCGACCGCGCCCCACAAAGUACAAUCUCGAUUCAGAAUUAUGCUCAAAGUGACGUACACGCUCACUCGGACAGGACGUGGCGGCGCGACGUCAGAAUCGUAUAACAUUAACGUUACACUGCCAACGACAUUCCCCCCGGGGGAACAUCGGUGCCAUUUUUAAACAAUGAACGAUAAUGCUUAUGAAUUAAUGUUUCGUGCAGUGGUACAUGUAUUGCGUCAUUAGUGAGGCGUGAUGCGGUGCGGCGUGAUGCCGGCUCAGGGCGCGGGUGAUCACUUUGAUCAAAAUUUUAACUUGGACCUUUAGUGUGUUACGUUUGUUGUUGUAGCCGUGAGUCUCAAAAACUUAAAUAUAAUCAUUGGUUAGUGAUACUCGACUCAUGGUUGGCUUUGUUGUUUGAAUAGGGUUUGCCCAUGCUUCCAUGAAUGGUGAAACUGUCUUAUACUUAAGUUUAUUUUGUUUCAUAAUAUUGCAAGUUACUUAUGUUAGUUUAAAUUAUGUUGUACGGAUAUACGGUAGCGAAUCGCAGCAUAGACAUAGGGUAUAGUUUCAUUACUCAUGGAUUAAAAUAAAAAUGUAACUUGCAAAUUAUGAAAUGUAAGAUCUCAAUAGAUCUCUGAGACAAUUUGGGGGUAAAUUUAUCAUAAGUCAAAGUACUUACAGAGAGGCAUGUUCGAACCAAUCUCAACCCCAAAUGAGUAUUCGUAAGUUUAGAUAGGAAACGUCCGUUUCCAAAUUAUCGAAGAGUAAAUUCUAAAAAAAAGCAUAAAAUUGAAAUUAGACAAAAAAAUACAAAAAUUAUCUUUAAAAUAAUUUGUUGUAGUUGAUAAGUGUAUGUGGUAUAUUUUAUUAAUAUAAUAACAGAUAGAGAUCAGAAGUUGUUAUUUACAAUGAGGUAAUUGUGUAACGGAGCAUGGGUGAUGGUUGUGAUGAUUUGAUAUUUUGGUUUUAGCAUUGCCAUGGUAUGUGCUUUGACACCGAAUUUUAUGAAUCUUUUUCAACCAUAUCUUUAUGCAACAUUUCGCUUAUUUAUUUUAUUCGUUUUUAAAACCGACUGUCUGGUUCCUUGUUAUUUUUGGAUACUUUCUUUGCAUUGACUUGCAAAGCUAAAAAUGAAUCGUUAGAAAUCAACCAUAAAACUACCAUCAGUGAAAACCUUACCUUGUUAUCCCUAAACUGUUGUCAAAGGCACAGCUUCCUCAAUAAGCAAUCGUAUAAUAGCCCUCAGUAUAUCACGAAUCCCUUUUCGCAGAAGACUGUCACGAUGCCAUUCACUAGAUACUUUGUGUCGUGCAAAUUCUAUAAUAUAUGAAUUUGGGUCAGAUCAAGACGGGAGAAUGGAUUUAUAUUUCUACGAUAGCUUCUGCGAAGUAGAGUUUGACUUCCAUUUUAUUUUAGCCAUUGUAUAAUAAUUUAGAUUCAAAAUACGCAUUUGGUGUCUCAACAAUUGUCAAUUGUAGUAAUGUAUACUUUGAUGUCGACCCUAGUAUCCUUUGCAGGGCCCGCGGCCGCCAGCCGACGGAAAGGAUACGAAACGUCGGCAUCAAAAUAAAUCAACAAAUAACCGUCAUGAGAUGCGAAUAUUGUUCCAUUUUAUGACUUUGUAUAGUGGACUUAAGACUGACCUAUCUGUGCAGGGUAGUUGAAGAUUUAUGAGAAACCCCGCGUUGAGGACAGGUAAAUAUUGUACAAGGAUCUUCUUUGGUAAUUCUGUAGGAUAUUUAGUUUACAUUUGAUUACCAAUUUUAUUUAUUGGUUUAUAAGACUCAAUUUGUAAGGGUGGUGCGCUGGGGCUUAAGCCGUAUCUACUGAAUGUGAUUUUAUCAUCCCAAAGAAAAUUAUACCUUAACAACGAUAGAUUAGUUGUAUAUGUCUCGAUAAAUAUUCCAUUACCCUGUUUACAUCAAUAUAAAAAGUCAGCCAUUUAAUAAAUCUAAAUAGGAUUAUAAAAUAAGUGUGCAAGUGCCAGAUAUCAAAUUAUCUCAACUUUGUACAAUUUAUAUCAAUAAUGUUUAGACACGAAUAUCGUGUGAUCGUCUCUUUAUUUGGAACAUGUUCUAUGAGCAUGUUAAAGCAUUUCAAUUUGUUCUAUUGUGGGUAUGCAUGGAUUUGUAUCAAGAUGGUUACAGAAUGGAAAUGUUACUGUCACUUUGUUCAUGUUCAAAAAUACUGUAUUGUAAACCGCACGUACAUAAAUUUUUUUUUUUUUUGCAAGCUCAGUGUCAGUGUGAAAGGAGGGCACCGACUGUUUGUUCUCUCUACCUGGCACUUGCGUAACGCAGAACAUGUCAAAAAUGCGCGCAAUUUAUAAUUAUUGAUAUUAAAACGGAACGGGAAAAUAUUGAGGAAGUUCUAACAAGACAAAAAAAUAUUGGUGAUAUGUGGUAGUCACACGAAAUGAUAUUAAUCCACGGCUUCUAAUGAAUUAUCAUAUUCAUAAAUAUUUUAAGAGCUGAAUGCACUUUAUAUAAUUGUGAACUCACAAUUUGCUCCUAAGACUGCGUGGCGCGUUACUCUGACAUAAAUAUCCGCAAAUUUCCAACAUUUUUCAGUAGAGGUGGACGCGCCCUCUUCCAAUUAAACUAGACAUACCGCCAUAGCCGAGGACAAGUUUUGUUAGAACUUCAUCAAUUCCAUGCAAUUUAUGACGUCACAGGACACUGUCGCGCGUCAUUUCCUGCAUCGAACCCUUUCGAUAUAAAUCCAUGCAGUAAUGUCAUCCCUAUUAGUAAACAGCUAGAUGUAUUUGUAUAAAAAAUAUCAUAAAUAUUUCUUAAAUAUAUAAGGUUUGUUUUGUUAUAAUAACAUUUGUUGAACGGGCUCCAAGAAUGUUCAUAUACAGUGUGUUCCAAUUGCAGAUCACGUGUAAUUGAGUACAGAUAUAAGUGCAAAAAUAUAUAAGGUUUGUGGAAUGAUGUUGGAUUAAACAACCAAUGUAUGCAUGUGUGAUCCAAGUUUGGGCAUACAUUUGAGUGUCGAUAUAAGCAAUACACUGCCUUCAUCGUCUUUAACGGUAUAUGUACUGAAUAAUCAAAAGUCUAUGAAAGAAUGUACGAUUUAAAUGAUUUUAUGUGACGCUCUGUUACAAUUUGCUUUUCUCAUGUUCGAGAUGGUGAAAAUAGAUCCCUAAAGUUUAUUUUUAUAGAACUGCAUUCAAUUAAAAUGAGGUUGCUGCUAUAGUUAGUUUUUGUUUUAAAUUUCGGAAACUGCAUUUGCUACUUCUUUGCAUUUCCCUCAAUAGCUGUCCAUCUCGAAAAUGAUAAAAUCAACUAGAGUAUAUCUAUAUUUAAGUUCAAUCGAUAACACUUGUCACGAAUAUUUUCGCUACAGAUACUAAGAUAAAAUAAGUUUGAAUAUUGUUUUAAAAUAUAUUUUGUUUAAUGAAGGUGUGAUUAUCAGUUAAAAUGUUUUUUUACUUGCAACACGUACAGACGUACUCCAAACGGUGAAAUGUCCUACCUACUUGUAAGGAGCAGUUUUGAAUGUGUUCAAAAACUUAAUAAAAAGAACUAUAUUUCUCUGACAGUUGCGUACAGUUUGUUGUCCAUUUUUUGUAAUUCUUAAAAGUAAAAAUAUAGGUUACUUUAAAACAUAUAAA
This is a messenger RNA of Manduca sexta (tobacco hornworm), 4630 nucleotides long. RefSeq lists its product as uncharacterized. The coding region runs from base 135 to 800 and encodes 221 amino acids. The record is from RefSeq and is a predicted model, not a curated record. NCBI's taxonomy places the organism in Eukaryota, Metazoa, Arthropoda, Insecta, Lepidoptera, Sphingidae. The transcript is spliced from 4 exons.